This is a messenger RNA of Aphanomyces invadans, 399 nucleotides long. RefSeq lists its product as hypothetical. The transcript has a single exon. The record is from RefSeq and is a predicted model, not a curated record. Bases 1 to 399 code for a protein of 132 amino acids. Lineage: Eukaryota; Oomycota; Saprolegniomycetes; Saprolegniales; Verrucalvaceae.
AUGCGACUGCAUGUGCGCGACUCGUCUCGGGGCAAGCCUCGUCGUUGCUUGCUGUGUCAGGUCAAGGAGAAGGUCCCGUCGUGUGGAUGCGACUCAUUCAUUUGUCGUAAAUGCAUGUCGUUGUGGAAAACUGACGCAAAGCGCAACCCCCUCCGCUGCGACUGCAAGGGGAUCCAACGGACACCAGUGCAAAGCUUCAUUGAGCAAACCGAGGCGUUGUCACUUGUCCCGACGAAGACCGCCCCCCUGUACAUGCCGCAGCCGAUGGUAGCAUGGAAAACGAUCGAGUUCGGUCCGCUCGAGCGGCGACCGACAAGGGGCCGCAACACGUUGCAAGAAUCGUCAGGGGCUGCCGCGCUCUUUCAGUGGUUCGCUAUCAAGGAAACUGCGUCAGCAUAA